This is a messenger RNA of Helianthus annuus (common sunflower), 812 nucleotides long. Its product is annotated as pantothenate kinase 2. The record is from RefSeq and is a predicted model, not a curated record. The transcript has 4 exons. NCBI's taxonomy places the organism in Eukaryota, Viridiplantae, Streptophyta, Magnoliopsida, Asterales, Asteraceae. The coding region runs from base 172 to 576 and encodes 134 amino acids.
AUCGGUUUGCUACACUGUGAAGAUACGUGCGUUAAGCGAACUGCUUCGAUACCCUUCAAGAUUUCAACAACAAAAUCAUCCAAGAUUCUCAACUACUGAUUUGUUGUUCACCCAAAACGUGUUUCUGGGAGGUGGUUAGGUGGAAAUAAGGUGGUAGCAUUGAAUUUAGCAAUGGAUAGUUUAAAAGAGGACCAAUCAGAUACUCAAGCUAUUGAGAAUAUAAAUGAGGAUGCACAGAACAUAAGUGAGAAAGAAGGUACAGAGAAAGAUAUGGCUCCGCCUGUCGGUAAUUCGAUACAUAGAUCGGGUUCACGACCGCAGCUUGAUCUUAGCGGUGCAGCAAUUCAAGGGAAUUUUGAAGAAAGAGACCCCACUAUUCUGUUGCCUAAUCAGUCUGAUGAUAUUUCUCAUUUGGCACUUGACAUUGGAGGAUCUCUUAUCAAGUUGGUUUAUUUUUCGAGACACGAGGAUCGAGCAGUCAAUGACAAGAGGAAAAUGUCAACAAAGGAGAGAUUUGGAGACGUCGUAAACGAGGAAAGUGGAGAUGGAAGGUCGAUAAGGAUGAUUCACGUAUGAGGUCGAUAAAGAUGAUUCACGUAUGUUUAUAUGCUUGGUCGAUAAGGAUGAUUCAGCAUACAACGCGGUGAAUAGUUGUAAAAGACUAUGUCUUUUAUAUUUUUCCGAUUAUGUUGCGUUUAUUGUUUUCACAAAAAUGAAACUUGUAAUUGUAUGUUUUUUUUUUUUUUUUUGGCAAACAUUAUGGAAAUUGUUAUUUGCUUAAUAUAAAAGAGUUGUACAGGUUUUGUUUAUGU